Molecule: messenger RNA, 5202 nt
Organism: Pristis pectinata (smalltooth sawfish)
Lineage: Eukaryota; Metazoa; Chordata; Chondrichthyes; Rhinopristiformes; Pristidae
Gene: prdm6
Product: PR domain containing 6
Exons: 9
Coding region: 145-1884 (579 amino acids)
Cellular component (GO): nucleus
Molecular function (GO): histone methyltransferase activity; protein binding
Source: RefSeq, a predicted model, not a curated record
CUCGGAUCUAACACACGCCGACCUCUCACACUAGAAACAUGUUUUUCGGACAAACGAGUAGAGAAGUAUAAAGAUAUCAAGAAGUCCAUUUUCUUAAAAUCUGCGGUCUGAGUGAAAUAACGUCGUGGUUGGAAAUCUUUAGAGAUGAUGAAACCCAGCGAGCCCAGUGGAUCUGCUUUCCUGAAGGUCGAUCCCGCCUAUAUCCAACAUUGGAAGCAGCUCUUCCCCCAGACCCAGCUGAAAGUCGGUUCAUUGACAGUGAUCCCCAACCAGCUGCAGCCGCUCGACAGAGCUGGCCCGGCGAGCGAGAGCCUCCGCCACCACUCGGGACCUCUCACCUCUUCGGCGUCUUCCACCGUCUCCUCGGCCUCUUCUUCGGCGUGUUCCCUGUCCCUGUCCGGCCUGACCCCAGUUUCUGUGCCGCAGAUCUCCGUGUUAGGGCAGCUCGCGGGUUCCGAUACACCCCUGGCGCUCAACGGCAAUCCGAGCAAAGAGCUGUGUUCACCCGAGAUAGAGAGGACGCGGAGAUUCUCCUUCACUACAGAGGAUCUGGACUAUUAUUUGUACGGACAGCAGAGAAUGGAGAUCAUCCCUCUUAAUAACCAUGGAACCGACCCCAAUAACCGUUGUGACAUGUGUGCUGACAAUCGGAAUGGCGAGUGCCCAAUGCAUGGACCCCUCCACUCACUGCGUCGCCUCGUGGGCACAAGCAGCAGUGCAGGCACAGCUCCACCCGAUGUGCCCUGUGGACUGCGUGAGCUGCCACGAGAGGUGUGCCUGUGUACCAGUACUGUGCCAGGUCUGGGUUAUGGCAUCUGUGCAGCACAACGCAUCCCACAGGGGACCUGGCUUGGACCUUACCAGGGAGUUACCAUCUCCAGGGAAAAGGUGCAGCUGGGAGGCCUCAGAAACAGCCGUCAUCUCUGGGAGAUAUAUGAUCAGGAAGGAUCCCUACAACACUUUAUUGAUGGCAGUGACCCCAACAAGUCAAAUUGGAUGAGGUAUAUCCGAUGUGCAAGACAUUGUGGAGAGCAGAACAUGACAGUUGUCCAGUACAGGUCCUGCAUAUUCUACAGAGCCUGUGAUGAUAUUCCGAGAGGAGUGGAACUUUUGGUCUGGUACAACGAUAGCUACUCAUCAUUCUUUGGGAUCCCCUUUCAGUGCAUUGCACAAGAUGACAAUUAUAACCACUGCCAGACAGGUGGACAGAACUUGAUUGCUAAACGUGACAAGGCAAACCCAACUUUCUUGGCUGUGAAUGUCCCAUCAACUCUUGCUGACGUAAUGACCAGGCAUGAGACAUUACAAUCAUUCAACAAAACUGGCAAACUUCCACCAACGGGCGUUUACCGUUCCCUGAGGUUCCCAGAGACAUCUUGCAGCAAAGUGCUGUCAGACAAAGCAGGGCCGCAUGAAUCCAUGGCCAACCACAUCAACGUGAAGAACCAACGGGUACUGGCAAGUCCAACCUCAACCAGCCAUUUAAGUGGAGAAUUCAGUGACUGGCACCUCUGGAAGUGUGGACAGUGCUUUAAGACCUUCACCCAGCGGAUUCUUCUACAGAUGCAUGUGUGUCCACAAAACCCAGACAGGCCUUACCAAUGUGGACAUUGCUCUCAGUCCUUCUCCCAGCCUUCAGAGUUGAGGAAUCACGUGGUAACUCAUUCUAGUGACAGACCUUUUAAAUGUGGGUACUGUGGACGUGCCUUUGCUGGAGCUACAACAUUGAACAAUCAUAUUCGGACACAUACAGGGGAAAAACCAUUUAAGUGCGAGAAAUGUGAUCGGAGCUUCACACAAGCCACGCAGCUGAGCCGACACCAACGGAUGCCCAACGAGUGCAAGCCAAUAACAGAAAGCACAGAAUCAAUUGAAGUGGAUUAACUGAUUGACUGGCUGGAAUUAAACUGCAAGGAAAGUCAUGAUUAAAUGUCAUGGACACUUAAGCAAAACCAAAGAUUUCCUCUGAGCAACUUUCAAUCAGUCCCAGAAAACCAAAAGCAGUAAUAAAAUAAGUAAGAUGUUAAAAGAUAUUGAUCUUGGCAUGGGAGAGAGAGAAACCAACCAGGAAAAAGAUUAUUUAUUUAUGAUUAGAGAUACGACUCAUUUCAGUGGACAAAGUCAAAUAAUGGGAGACUUGCAAAGAUUCCUAUGCCCAGAAUAUAUUACAUUUCUAAGAACCUUUUAAUUGUUAUUUAAUACCAAAGCAAGAAAAAAUAUUAAUUAGUGGGUUCAGUGACCCACAAUUGUGACUGAGAAUGCACAUUGUUUUAUUGCACCUUUUUAAGCAUGACUUGAGGGACACAGAUCUUCUAUCCUUUUUUCCAGUGGUGAUGUCUACAAGAAAAGCAAGAAAUUGCAUUUUGAAUUAAAGAGUCCCAGAUUUAUUGUAAAAUGCAAAGGUACCUUUUCCUUAUUGGAUUAGGACUCUGUACAAUUCAGACUUCACAAGAACAAAACAGACAAUUUAUCUAUCUUGCUGAUCAGACAUUCGAAAUAUAAAACUGCAUCAAAGCAACAUUAAUUGUAAAUGUAUUGCUGCAGUACUGCUGGCAAUAUGUCUGUCAGCAGAGCUAUGAAAGCCAAUGCACAUAAGUAAGUUUGAACAAAUAUUUGUCCAUAAAUUCUCAGGCAGAAUAAUAGUUCAGCCUAAAUUUGGGCUAAUGGUGAAAUGCUUCUUUUGCUUACAUUAUUCUGCAUGAUUAAUUCUUUGAAACACACCUAUUACUUUAAGCACUAAAAUUAAUGAAAAAGUUUGUUGCUAAACUAGCAAUUUGGCAAAAAUACACCCUAUUUGUAAGGUUAAGUCAUUAGCAGGUUUGUAGUCUAACAUCUUCCUCUCACAGCUUCCAAACAAGAAAGCCUGGCUAUUCUUUCAUGUUCUAAUACAACAGUUGCAGUUGACUAAAAGUGAAUGAAAUUUGGUGAAUCAUAUAACUGGUAUCAGCCUGCUUCCCAUACUGAAGUUGAUGACUGUAUGGGUGGAGAACUAAAUCACGGAUACUGAUUAUUCUUGUUUCAUAUGCAAGUCAAAGAAUGCAUAAUACAUUGUUGUGAGAGAAACAUUGUGAUUCUGUCACAUCAUUCCUUGUCAAGCUCCUGCAGCACAACAGUGCAUUCAGAAUGAAUACUCUAACAUAUAGAGUAACGUUAUGAAUACUUAAGAGUCAUCAGGUUGUAUAUAACACUAUGCAGAACAAAUGAAGUUUGUUCAUUAAUGUUAUUCACCAUUAAACACAAACUUUCCUCAAUUAUAUUACUGCAAUGGGCCAUAUAGGAUCGUACAUCAAAAUGGUUACACAUCUAUGAGUAUGGAACUCUCAGUACUAUUUGCAUUUCCAUUUACUUUCAGUCAUUCUGUUGGACUCAUCAGCUAGAAAACAAAAAUUUUGUGAACAAAAAUUUUGUGGAGAAAAAUUAUGUCACUAUACUCUGAAUACUUGAAAUUAAGAUGCAUAAAAAUAGACUCAGUGCAUCAGGGUUCUAGAAUCACCACAGCACUGGCCGCAGGAUUCAGAUGAUCUCUUUUUUACAUAACCAUUGAGCAAUAUUGUAUUACUGAGAACACUCCUUUUUGGAAUAAGGAGGAGAAGUUAAAAUCACGGUGUUUUAGCCCUUUGGUGGCUGCCAUUACAUUUCUGCACCAUGGCCCUUUGUUUUUAGUUCACUUCCAAUAUACUAAGAAACAUUUGUAAUUACCCAAUAUGAACAUUGAACAUAGAAAAUAUUAUCGAAGUAUUUUCUAUAAAUAGAAUAACAUAGGAAUUAAGUACCACAUUUUGAAAGUUGUUAAGCUUUCAGUUAUUUUCCAACAAUUGAGUAUCCUAUUGACCCACUUCCUUAAUACAUCAUGGCCACUGCAAAGAUUAUUGAAGUUAAAUCCUUCAUACGUUUAUUUUCUGCAGCAUUUCUCUUCUGAAUUUUUUUGACAGGAAUUCUUCCCUGCCUUGUAUAAAGUUAUUUUUUUCAUUGCGAUUUUUAUGUUAAUUUGUGCCAUGAAAUAAUGACAACGAAAAUCAGAAUUUUGGGUGUUACUUGGCCAUCUGGAAACAAUUGAUCAUAAUUCAUACCCAUGCUGGAUACAUAUAAUAAAGACGUGCCAUUGUCAUAAUGUACCACUUAAAGUAUCACAUUUUGAAUAACCCAAAAGCUGAGUAAUGGAACCAGCUUGGAAUUAUGGUUGUCAUAUGUAAGGUCAUUACAAAUAAAAACAAGACAGAAAAAUAAUUAAUGUGUGAAAAAUGCCAUGUUUAGCUGACAAAAAAAAAGUAAUACCAUGAUGGAUAGUGUUAUUUAUUAUUUUGCUCAUUUGCAAUUAUCCAGGCUCUCCUGCAGAAUGAGUUUUUGGAUAUUAAUCCUCCAUUGUGGCAGUUGCAAUGUAAGAGUUAUCCAAAGUCCUAUCUAGAAAUAAUUAAAAUCAUGAUAUAAUCUUAAUGUACAAUUCAGAUAAACAGCACCAUUCAUAUCUUAUCAAUGAUAGCUUCACUAGAGGUUUUCUGGGUGCAAUAGGUAUUAUUAUGGACUAAUUUUUGUUUAAUGAUUCAUAAUCAAUUUUCAUUCAGCUAUUGCUUUUCCUGAGUAUAUUUUAUUACUACAGACUGUUUUCUGAGCAUUUUCUAUUGCAAUAUAAGGAAAGUUCAUUUUUGUACAUUUUGUACAUGGCCAAGAAGUAUUCUAGCUCAAAGCAACAUCAGUAGCUUUAACAGAGUUCCCUAAAGAAAUACACCACAUAAAAAAAUCAAAAGGCUGUAUUAAUCAUCGCCAAAAAAAAGAAAACUUGUGUUUUUAAUAUGAUUUGUAUGAUGUACAUAUGUUUUAAUAUGUCAUUCUUUAGAAAGGUUAGAUGAAUAAAGAACAAAACUAAAUUUAAUAUAUACACAUGGAGUAGAUGUUACCAUUUCAGAGACAAAUACUUCUUAUUUUUUGAUACAACCUGCCUCCACAUAAAACAAUAUUGAAUGACUUGAAGAUGGCCACUCCAAUUACCGAUGCGUUCUGUUGGCUCAGUGACACAGACCAUUUCUUGAACAAAUCACAAGGAAGUUUUACGAUUACUGGUCUACUAACUAAUGGUUUGAAUCUUUGAACACUGGCUGCCCUAUGGCUUUGAUUGAGAUGGAAACCAGGAGGAGGAGCUGCAGAAUGGAGGAGACCUUUUAAUGGCUCUGAGAGUGAUACUUAUCUGUGGGUCACUGAAAAUGA